UGCUGCCAACCAGUGACACCUAUCAGUGCCAGUCAGUGCCGUCUAUCAGUGCCAUCAGUGCCGCCUAUCUGUGCUGUGUAUCAGUGCCAUAUAUCAGUGCCAUGUAUCAGUGCUGCCUUUCAGUGCCCAUCAGUGAUGCCUGUCAAUGCCCAUCAGUGCCACCUACCAGUGCCUCCUCAUCAGUGCCCAACAGUGCCACCAAACAGUGUCCAUCAGUGCAGCCUAUCAGUGCCCAUCACUGCAGCCUCAUUAGAGCACACCAGUGAAGGAGAAAAAUCACUUAUUUACAAAAUUUUAUAA
Molecule: messenger RNA, 300 nt
Organism: Staurois parvus
Lineage: Eukaryota; Metazoa; Chordata; Amphibia; Anura; Ranidae
Source: the annotation of a GenBank genome assembly